Messenger RNA from Paramecium pentaurelia, 1083 nucleotides. Lineage: Eukaryota; Ciliophora; Oligohymenophorea; Peniculida; Parameciidae. The record is from the annotation of a GenBank genome assembly.
AUGAGUCUUAUUUUAAAGAAUAAUGUAGUCUUUCCUAUCUUUAAACAUUAAGAGACCUUGACUUUCCACCGUAAGGAACAACCAACUAGAACAUCUAAGCGAUUUCACACUGUUGCCCCAGUUAGACGCUUGGUUUCUUAAUCAACCAAACCCAUAAAUUUGACCCAUUAAGGAGAAUCAAUCUUUGAAAGAAGUCCAAAAGAAAAAUUAAAAACAUCCACCACUCCCAGACCAACAUUUAAAAAAGAUCAUAGUUUAUAAGGCUACUUGGAUCAUUUGAAUUCUGUGAGAACAUUUCGGUCUCCUUUGGUUGGUGAUGCAACAAUCAAAAAAAUUAAAGAGGAAGUGGAAUUGUUUUAAACUGAAAGUCAGACAACCUUACAAAGAUUCAAAUCAUUAAAAGAAUAAGGAGAUAAGCGUAAGAAGAUAAGUUUGUUGGAAACAGUUCGUAAUCCCUUAGCUUAAUAAUAUAAGAAAUUCACUGAAUAAUUGUAUAAUCUAAUUCAUAAUCUUCAUUUAUUGAAAGUAUAAGUUCAUUGUAAAAAAAGGAUUAUUUGAAUAAUUCAAGAAAACUGUUUCAGGUAGUAAAAAAUUAGAUAGGAAUAAGAAAAAAUCUUUAUAGAAUCUUAAUAAAUCCUUAGACAGAGGAAUUAUAUGAAUUCUCAGAGAUUUCUCGUCUUUGUUGUAUUAGAGAUAUUUAAUUUGUAAAUGGGGAAUAGAGAGUAAUUGAGAAAUUUGAUUUGACAUUGAUGGAUGAUUUAAUUUAUAUGACUGAUUCGAUAAAACAAUUGUUACAAUAAAAUUAGUUGAAGGCUAUAGAAAGGAUGCGUGAUAAUGUAAUCUAAUUUAUUUUUUAAAAAGAUUAAAGUAGAAAAGAGUGAGAUUAAUAAACUUAGAGGGCAAUUAGGAAUGAGAGAGGAGAAUCAUCAAUUAUCAAUUGGAUCUGCAGCUAUGUAGAGAUUCAAACCUCAUUUGGAAUUAGAAAACAUUGAAUCCAGAUUAGGAUUGUUAAAUUAAAUUCCUAAAUAGGCAAGAUGGACAUCUUAAUUACUUUGUGAUAUUGUAGAUAGAUUAAAUGAAUGA